AUGUAUCCACGUCGCCACUCUGCCUGGAUAGGGGGGAGAGGAAAGGUUCAGCGCCUUCUUUAUAUGCUAUGGGACGGAUCACGGAUACAGCUUCAUGCUCGCAAGGGUCUUUUUUCCAACAUACGAAAGAAGUACCAGUCGAUACAGUUUCAUCACGACAGCCUCGGUAGGCACUCUACACACGGAAUACAACAUGUGCUUCUUCAAGGUUACACGCCCACCAUUCAACUGAGUGAGGUAGGCAAUAAGGCCCGCGCAGCAAUCGCCUUGUCACCUAGCCAGGGACUAUGUUACUACCCGGGAAAGCUCCACGGAGGGUACCAAGCAUUUCUCCUCGACCAGCUCUUUGCCGACUGCUGUAACCAGCUCUUUGUCGACUGCUGCAACCCUCCGGUCACUGCAAGUCUGACGCUCAGUUAUCAUCAACCAGUGCCACCUGAUGCUGAGCUGUUCCUGGAAGCCUGGCCAACAAAGGUCAAUGGACGGAAGAUUGAGAUGGAGGGAUCAAUUAAGCUAAUGGACAAAGACACCGGUGACCUGGCCACAGUGGUCACAGCCUCUGCGCUAUUCAUUAUCCCUCGUCAGUAG
Messenger RNA from Penicillium canescens, 588 nucleotides. Its product is annotated as PaaI family thioesterase. The record is from RefSeq and is a predicted model, not a curated record. Lineage: Eukaryota; Fungi; Ascomycota; Eurotiomycetes; Eurotiales; Aspergillaceae. Bases 1 to 588 code for a protein of 195 amino acids. The transcript has 2 exons.